AUGCGGAGAGAACGCAAAAAGCGAUCGACCGAAUCGGGCCUUUCGGGGCCGCCAAACCGCAUUGGGCGGAGUCCAUCAACCGCUCCGGGUUCUUCUCUCAUCGCAUACUCCGGAGUACUUCCUCUUCUACUCUUACUUCGGACUACCUGUCUCCCUCUUUCCCUUCUUAUCGCGUCCCCCUCCCCCUUCCCCUUCUCCCAUUCCCCUCGCGUGGUUUUGCGCGCAGAGCUUGCUGAGCGCCGCUUCUCGACCAUGAAUAACAAUCGAGAGGAGCGGCGGCAAAUGCGGCAGCGCGGAGCAGCCACCCGCAAGAUCAAGGAAGUCGACUUUGAUUUCUCCUUUGGUCUGGCUCCGCCGCCCGAGGAACCCUCCGAACCCGCGUCGCAAUCCGAGCUGGCGAACGGACCCCCCGGCCCCUCUGCCCCCUCAGAACCAGAGAGCUCCCAACCUCCUCUGGAAUCGGCGAAACAGAACACCCCUCCGCCUCUCAGUCGGAGUUCUUCGCAGCGGACACCGCGGUUCGAUGUCCUCGCGGAUGAGGCGCCGGAUCUGGGACGUAGUAGCAAACGACGGAAGAUUGAUUCUCCACCCACGAAUCGAAGGAUAUCCCCGCGUCGUUCCUCGCCCCUUCAGAAUGGCACCCAGACCACCCCGCCAGUCCAACCCCCUAACGAACCAAUUGAAGUCCCCACGGCCACGAAUGCAACGGAAUAUGAAAUUCAAACGACUGAGACAGUUGCUACAUCCCCUAUCGCCAAUAACGCCCCGACCGAGUCGCCUCAAGACGUACCCAAACCCGCGCCCAAGCCAUCUGAAAAUGGUUCCGAGCCUAUACCAGAACUUGCAUCGAAGCCUGCCCCUGUGCCCCAAGACUUGAACCGGAACUCACCUGAACAACAACCGGUGCAAGCACCCGAACCGUCACCGGAGCAGUUGCCUCAUGAAGAUCCCACUGAUGUGCCGACGACCGAGCCAGAAAAUCAAAUGAACGGGGUGCCAUACUCUAACCAUGUUGAACCGAAAUCGCCUCCGGCCCAACAAACAGUAUCCCAGCCUAUUGACAACUCGUCGCCUGCCGAUUCCACAAGAAGUAAACGCAAACGAGGAACCAGGGCGGACCAACAUUCACCGCAGAGCGCAAGUCCAGUGGCUAAGGAAGAUGCCCCGCAAGCGGCGCUACCUCCCCAGUCGGAAGAUUCCAUUGAUAGUCCAGGUGACAAGCGUAAGACACGAGGAGCCUCGGCCGGUGGUCGCUCGAACGCAAGUCCAGAAAUCACCGACCAUAGCGCUCAACCGCCCGCACAACUUUCACCGCCGGAGCAGUCUCUGGAAGCCCCGGCUGAGCAACGGAAGACACGUGGCGCCAACGGCGGCGUGCGUUUGUCGAAGAGUGCAAGCCCUAAAUCUAUCGACAAAAGCAUUCGACCAUCACCACGGGUUUCAACGCCGGAGCAGUCCGUGGACGUCUCUGCAAGAGAAGGGAAACAACAAGGUGCCAACGCAAGAGCACGUUCUUCGAAGAGCGCAAGCCCAAGAUCCGUCGAUGAGAGUGCACAGCAACCGCCUCAAGAUGCAACGCCAGAUCAGCCGCUGGAGGUUUCUACAAGCAAGGGGAAAACACGAGGAGUCCGUGCAGGUGCACGUUCUGCCCAGAGCGGCAGUCCUGACCUCGGCAACGAGACCGCCCAGCAAACCAAACAAGCCUCGCAGACGGAAGAGCCCCGAAAAGCCACCAGAGGCAAGCGCAAAAGACGAGGUUCCAGUGCGAGUGGACGUACUCCGCCGCAAAGCGUUAACACAUUAGGAACGGCCGACAAGGAGGUCGAGCAUCCACCACCGGAAGAAGCUCAAGAUACUCCCGCGGAGACGGUGCCCUCUGAGCCUCAACCAGCGAAACGACAACGAGGCAGGCCCCAAAGGGCUGCCCAGAAAUCCCCGGCACCAGGCGAGGAACCGGCAGAGAAGGCGGUUGGUUCCCCCGGGAACAACUCAGCAAAGGAAUCAUCACCCCCGCGUCGAGAACCCCGAGGCCCCCGUAACCGAAACGUGAGGAAACCCACGCCGGAGCCCGCUGCGGAGGAGGAGGAACCAGCUGCUCAGCCGACGCAGGUGGAAGGUGGUCCCGAGACAAAUGCUACGAAUCAUGACGAAAGUCGCCAGUCACAUCAGAAAUCGAAGGCGGCGGCAGACAAGAAACCGAAGCGCACUGGACGCGGAGAGAAGACAGCUGAACCGGCGAAAAUGUCUGAAGAGAUACCCCGACCGGGUCGCAAGGGCAAGAAAGCACGAAAAGCACAAGAGCAGGAACAGACCCAAGAGCGUGAGUCGGAGCCAGAGCCGGAGCCAGAAGUUGAACCGGAGCGUGCAACAGAGCGCCAGCCAGAAGUUGAACCUGAACCCGAACCAUCGACUCGCAAACGUGGCCAGGGCAAACCGUCACAAUCAAAGAAGGACGGCAAAACACCCCAGCCUGAAGAACGUGCGACCCAGGAUAAUGUCGAAGAAGCAACCACCUCCCGACCCAAGCGAAAGCCGCGCCAACCUCGCGGCGAGACCGUACCAGUUACUGUGCACCGUCUGGCAAACGUCGCAUCUCUCGGAGGGGCGCCUCUUGCCGGCACCUCGUCCGACGAAGAAGAAGACGACGAAAACGACCAAGAAACCGCGGAAGAGCUCUCCACCCGACUAAAGGCCAAACUCCCCAACAGAGGUGGCGUCAACGUCGCAGACGUCCUCAGCCAAAUAUGUCGCGAAACGCUCGAAAAGACGCUCACGACGCUGAACAACGGCAUCGACAACGAGGGCAUUGCCGCGCGCCGGUCGGAAUGGGCGCGCAAGAAGAAGGCCGUCGAGGCCUACGGCACCGAACUCGAGGGCCGGCUCUACGAGCUCAGUGAGAUGCUCGACAGCAACUUUGUUCUGGGCGUGCAACUGAGGAAAUCUAAGCGGGAGAUGCUGGAUCAGCGCACUCGACUGUUCCAGCUCCGCAAGGAACGCGAGGCAGUUGCGCUGCGUAUGGAUGCUGUGCGUCAGAAGCAUUCGGAAGAAGAGAAUGCCAGAGCUACUCGUUCAACAAUCAACCACUCCCUCCACAACAUCGAUCUCGCUCUCGAACGAAGCAAAAAACCCCAACCUCAACCCGCCGACUCGACCAUCCCCCAAGAUCCUUCCUCUUCUACUUCCUCCCCAACCAUUGGCCUCGAAUUCCUUCUCCGCAACGUUGCGGAAAACGCGAGCUCCAGGGCCUCUGGAGCUCAGGGUGGUCUGUUAUCACAGAUCCGAGCCUUCAAUGCGCAGUUGGAAUCUACUGCGCGGAGAUUGGAGAGUUAG
Molecule: messenger RNA, 3330 nt
Organism: Aspergillus affinis
Lineage: Eukaryota; Fungi; Ascomycota; Eurotiomycetes; Eurotiales; Aspergillaceae
Exons: 5
Coding region: 1-3330 (1109 amino acids)
Source: RefSeq, a predicted model, not a curated record